This is a messenger RNA of Leguminivora glycinivorella, 4421 nucleotides long. RefSeq names its product dynactin subunit 1 (gene DCTN1-p150). The transcript is spliced from 31 exons. NCBI's taxonomy places the organism in Eukaryota, Metazoa, Arthropoda, Insecta, Lepidoptera, Tortricidae. The coding region runs from base 142 to 4026 and encodes 1294 amino acids. The record is from RefSeq and is a predicted model, not a curated record.
UUCGCUUAUGUCCAAUUUCGUCAAUACUGUUUCGUGUAUUAUUGUUACUGAGUUUUGUUAAUAAACGUGAAACAUUAUGUUUUAAUCUUGUACCAUCUUGGCACAAUUAUACUCUCGCGAAUAACACCCUGUUGAUACAAGAUGUCAGAGAAGCUAACACUCGGACAGCGGGUGAAGGUGGUGGGUAAAGACGUGAAGGGCUCCGUGGCGUACGUGGGGCACCCCACCUUCGCCACCGGCAAGUGGAUCGGGGUCAUCCUCGACGAGCCCAAGGGGAAGAAUAAUGGCACCAUCCGGGGUCAUGCCUAUUUUACUUGCGAGGAAAACUACGGUGUUUUCGUCCGCCAGACGCAGAUCCAGUUGCUCGAUGGUGAAGACAACCCGAUGGAGACAUCAACCACCUCUGUGGACGAGCCGCGGGUGCCGGCCGCGAACCGGCGGCUUAGCAGUAUCACAGUGGCCCAGCGCUCUAGACCCACCACGGUGCGGCGAAAGACGACGCCUGCGCCGAAGGGCACACUCUCCAUGUCGAGCUCACGCACUUCGCUAGCGAGCAGUCGCCAGUCGCUAACCUCGUAUGCUUCGCCGACGGCCGAGCGAGCCGCGUCGCCCGACCAGGCGGCGAAGCGCGCGUCAUUUGUCGAGACUGGUUUUGUGGAGACACUAACUCCGCAAUACACGCCAGGGCAGAGCAUCACUUCGCCAGCCCCGACACCACACGCUGAAGACAGGCUGGCCAACUUGCAAGCACAACAAGAGAUAACCCAACUAAAAUCCGAAGUAGAAGACCUAAAGGAGAAACUCGAAACGCUACGAGUAAAACGCGCCGAGGAUCGCGAGCGUCUCCGCGAGUUGGAACGCGUGCGUCUGCAGUUGGAACAGGCCAAUGAGUUCAAAGCGCGCAUUAUGGAAUCGCAAGCGCAACUGCAGAGGGACUUACAGAGGGCGAAGCAAGAGGUCCGCGAAGCUCAAGAGGCCCUGGACAACCAUAACGACGAAACUGCAGAGUUGCAAGAGGCGGCCGAGAUGGCAGCACUCGACAAGGAGAUGGCCGAAGAGCGCGCCGAAGCUCUCCAAUUGGAGCUGGAAUCCUGCCGCGAAAAGCUGGAGGAGGCCACUUUAGACCUGCAACUCAUGCGCGCGGAGAUGGAGGCCUCGGGGAACACGCAGCACCCGUACGCAGCGGCGGACGACCGCGCGACCGGCUACGAGAUGCGGCAGCUGCAGCAACAGAACGCGCGCCUAAGAGAGACACUCGUCCGACUGAGGGAUUUGAGCGCACACGACAAACACGCCAUGCAGAAGAUGAAUAAGGAUAUAGAGCAAUACAAAUCUGAGAUAGCGGAACUGUCCCGCACCAAAGAGAAGCUGUCCACCAGGGUUGAAGAGCUGGAGGCCCAGGUGGCGGACCUUCGGGAGCAGGUGGACGCGGCCUUGGGAGCUGAGGAGAUGGUGGAACAGCUGGCUGAGAAGAAAAUGGCUUUGGAAGACCAGGUGGAACAACUAAAACAAGACGUUGCAGAGCUGGAAGCACUUCAAGAAGUCCAUGAACAGCUGGUGGAGUCCAACCGAGAGUUAGAACAAGAUCUGCGCGAGGAGUUGGAGAUGGCUCAAAGCGCCACUAGGGAGGUUGUGCGCGAACGAGAAGCAGCAUUCGAAACUAUCAUGGACCGAGAUUCUACUAUUCUCAAGUUUAGAGAGUUGGUGCAGAAAAUGACUGAACAGUACAACGAGAUUAGAAACCAGCUGGAGUCCAAACAAGGUUCCCCAGCCCCAUCUUCCGAGCAAGACACGCCGGAGCCUUCCCGCUCACCGCCCGUCGAACUUGGCUCCUUAGUGCACCUCUCCCGUGCCUCUACACGCUCUGUGGACCUACAGCUGCGUGCACUAGAACUGGCUCAGGCACGUGCAAGAGCUGACAUGUUAGCCGCGUGUCUACCUGACCAUUUCAUGCAACCAGCAGGUGACCAUGACGCUAUACUGUUAAUUCUUCUGCUGCAACGUCUCACCACGAAAUCGGACAUCAUACUCGGACAAAUCAGGGAACGGUUCCCAGCUGUCAACGUGUGGGAUAGAGAGGCGGUGACCAAGACUCACACCGCCGUGCAAUACAGCUUCAGGUGCCAGCUCGAAUACCAGCUUCACAUGAUACAGUGUAUUGUAUCAAUGUGGGUAUGGACCUUGGAUUCCUGUAAGCCAGAGCUCCUUCUAAAGGCAGCCAGCGCCCUCCCAGACGCCAGUCAACAAGAAAAAGCACUAGAUGGCGCUUUACAACUGCUCAAGAGCAACGAGCUAGAUGAAAACGUCGGCCUCGACGGCAUCGAACGCUGUUGGACCUACCUCUCCGCAAUGUGGUCAGCCCUCGGCCUAUCCACCCUGGAGCCAGAAUACCCUCGCGAGGCAGUCGCUCACGCUUGCUGCGCUCUGGACGCGCUAGCACGCGCGUUACACGCCGACGCUAGCGCGCUGCAACAGACCCUACUGCAAGCCGAGCACGGGCUGGAGUUAGGGCAGCUCCACACGCACAUGAUAACGACGGCCAGCGCGCUGCAGCAGGCCCUCAAGAGCGCUAGACGUCGGUUACCGCCCGCGCCACAAGCGCCGGUGCCAUUGCCAGUGCAGCUAAUCGAGAAGCUUCGCACAGAAGCCGCGGCCACCCUGUCCCGUUGCGCGCGCGCCUCCUACCUCGCCGCGCGCGCCGCCUGCGCCUGCGCAGCGACAGCCGGCGACAGAGGAGAUGGGGCUCCGCUACAACACAGCGUGCUACUGAACGUGUGGACGCAAGCCACUAAUAAGACUUAUCAGCAGGAUGACCACGGUCCAGUGCGCACGAUCAAGCACGCUUUGGCAGCUGUGAGCGCUGACGUCACCAAACUAGCGACUAUGGCCGCCGAGAAAGAAUAUGAUAUGAUGUCGAUCACAAACGUAGCUGAUAAGCCAACUCCGCCUGUGGUGCUGCGCGCGCAGCUCGUGAAAAAACAACUGGAGGAGACGAAGACUUUGACCAUCAAGUUGGAAAACAAGGAGGCUGACAUCAAGGAACUCAGGAAGGCCCUUAAAGCGAAGCAAGAGGAACUCUCAGAGAUGCAGAUUCGCCGCGAGCUCGGCGAAAGGAAGCUGACGGCGGCCGCUCGCGACGCUGAAUUGAAGGCCGAGCAACUCACGCGAAAACUGGACGACGCCAACAACCAACUCAAACGCAAAGAGAAAGAAUUUGAAGAGACAAUGGACCACCUCCAACAAGAUAUAGACUCGCUCGAGAGCGAACGCGGCGCGCUCCGAGACAAACUCAAGUUGUACGCGAAGCGGGGAGGGCAGCACCACGCGGUGGCGACACCGGCGGUCGUUUCCAGAGACUACUCACAAGAGACACCAGUGAAAGUGGCGCCGGGCGUGGCCGCUGGGGAGGUAAACGAGGCGUUACAACAGCAGCUGAAGGUGCUUAGCUGGACCCUGGAACGCGAGCGCGCCGCGCGAGUUGCCGCUUGCCGCCGCGCUGAGACCGUGGCAGCACGUAACUUGCGACCGCUGGAUAAUCCCGGAGCGCCUGAGGCCGUUGCUAGGCGACAGGCUGCCGCGGCGCUGCAGACUAGACUUGAUACACUACAGUCGGAAUGGACGCUAUUCGUGGCUCGCUCAGGGCUAGUCAAGUUCCCGGAAAACCCGAGCAAGUACGCUAAAACUUUGGAACAACAUAAGGAGAAGCAGAGGCAGAUGAGGAAACAGCUAGAGGACCGUCUCCUAGCCCUGCAAACCGAAGUGCGCGAGCAACUCCUCCUCCACCGACCCUGGCGCUGCGUGGAGGCUCCAUUGGCUACGUUCCCCGCUCCCGACCUCACCGGAGCCCUAGCACCUAGAACAGUGCCCGUGGGAGCCCUGUACUACCCAGCGCCGAGUAACACUGAACACACGGUGUAUGUCACGCCUAGGCAGCUAGCUACGCUACGAGAACUGGUGGCUGAACUCAAAUCGGACGACGUGAAACUGGAACUCAAACCGCUGGACGCUACAGUCUGCGCAGCCUAAACUUCAAGAUAAGAAUAGAGCUCGAUUAUAUAACCUUUAAUAACAGAUAGAGAUUUCUUGCAAUAUGUCCAUUCGAGACAUACAAAUCGUCACUACUUUGAAAAAAUCUCGUAUCUCAUGCUUCUCCUUAAAGUUAAAACGCAGUAAGUAUACGCAUUCCAUACAUACUUACUACAAUUUUCUUUUCAUUGACAGACAAAGAUACAAGUUUUUUUAAAAGUAGUGACGAAAUAGAAGAAUUAUAAUUUUUCCCAGUGAAAUCUUUUUGUAAAUCGAAUUUUAGUUAAAGAGAAUUCGUUGACUAGAGCUGUCACUCGGUAGCUUAGUUGUGAAGGUUCGAUUCCCUGGCGGAUAUUUAAUUAUUUAAGAACGCUUCAAAUAAAUGUAAGUAUAAA